GAAUUUCUGCGCUCUUUCUGGCAGCGACAGGUCGAUGCAGCUGAGCAGGAAACACCAGAUUACCGCCACCCUCCUCUUCCUCUUGCCAGGAUUAAAAAGGUCAUGAAAAGUGAUCCAGACGUGAAAAUGAUAGCAGCAGAUGCCCCCAUACUCUUCUGCAAAGCUUGCGAAAUCUUCAUAUCAGAAAUAACCGCUCGCGCAUUCAUCAUCGCCGACUCCAACAAGCGGCGCACCCUAUCUCGCGCAGAUAUUGCCAAAGCAUUAAGCAAGUCGGAUCAGUUCGACUUUCUCAUCGACAUCGUGCCAAGA
Serpula lacrymans var. lacrymans S7.9 is the source of this 309-nucleotide messenger RNA. RefSeq lists its product as uncharacterized. Gene Ontology annotation, cellular component: CCAAT-binding factor complex; nucleus. Lineage: Eukaryota; Fungi; Basidiomycota; Agaricomycetes; Boletales; Serpulaceae. Gene Ontology annotation, biological process: regulation of DNA-templated transcription. Gene Ontology annotation, molecular function: DNA-binding transcription activator activity, RNA polymerase II-specific; protein heterodimerization activity. The transcript is spliced from 4 exons. The annotation marks the transcript as partial. The record is from RefSeq and is a predicted model, not a curated record.